AAAGUGAUAGCAUUUGCACAGAUGUGCCCGGGGAUGUUUAUUACGACUGUUUCAAACAACCGCACAUAACAACGCUUUAUGACUGAACGGUCGUAUAAAGUAACAUCUGCAUGUAGGGAAAGGAAUUGCGCAAAGGGGAAGUUUCUUACUCCGUUUCAAUCAAAAGACCAUUAUUGAAAUAAGGGGACCCAACCACUUUCUCAUCUGUUAAUGCAAUGAGACACGCGCACAUACUGUCACACACAGACAUACAAUACAUACACAAUAGAGAGAGAGUGUAAGAGAGAAAGAGAGAGAGAGAGAAGCUUUUAAAGGGGAGCACUCCAAGCUUUCUGUCGGUAAGCGCACUUCUAAACUCAAAGCACCGCCCUCUAUCUUUCCCUUUUUUCCUCCCCUCCAUUGCUUUUCCACCUGCCACACGUCUUCGACACACACGCCACAGAAUCCAGCUCGCGCAGCCGUCGCUGGUGCAUCAGAUCAUUGAAGCCAAAGGGGGCUUAAAAAAAAACCUGCGAUACCCCUCUUGCGCAUCCCUCUGCGACACUGUGGGAUUACCCUGACGAUUAGUGGUAGUCACACGCUUAAAAAGAUCUAUACUUCUUCACUUCUUUCAUAAUCUUCCAUCGCUGACUGUACUUUUUUCCUUCUCCAUAAUCCUUCUAUGGGAUGACUGCGGGAUGCAUCAAUCCAAGCAUCAAAGGUGAGGCAGCGAUCAAACGAUCAAGGAGUUAUGUUUCAAAAAGAAAUCUAUAAAGCGUCUCAUUAGCAUAUGUCAAGAGGGCAUUUACAUAUGGACUAGAUUUAAACAGGAGCUCUGCUCUCUACGGCUGUUCAGAACACCACGCAGUGUGGAAGAGAGAGGAGCGUCUGCUUCUUCCAGAACUGCAUCUAGUGAAUCGCGGAAACCCGGAGCGCACGGAGCAAUAGCAGAGCGUUUGGGAGUAUCCCGAGGUUGACAGAGCAUGUGCUUCACGGCAACCAGCGCGGAUGUAAACACGCACUGAAAAACCCGCAAUCGUGGACUGCGCAAAAAAGCAGGUGAAAAGCCGAGCAAAGGAAGCUUCUAUUGGAUCGCACGCAUUAACUUUUCCCCCUUCACGCACUCCCGCUCUCCUGGAUUUGCAACGGUAAAAAGUGGGUCUGUUGGUUUGGUGAUGGGUGCUGUGGGUGAGGUGGGCAGUUUCUCGCACGGCCUGGAGAGCUUCGGACACGGAUCCCAUUUUGUCCUGACGCCUGCGGGGGAUACUGCCGCCCUUAUGAAUGAGCACCUGGUCUCCGCGGAAAGACUCUCCCGGAGCACUUCCUCAGAUUUAACGCAUCUGAAAGGGAUCCUCCGGCGGAGACAGCUCUACUGCAGGACCGGAUUCCAUCUCGAAAUCUUGCCAGACGCCACAGUUCAAGGCACUCGAAAAGAUCACAGCAGAUUCGGUAUACUGGAAUUCAUCAGUCUUGCAGUGGGAAUGGUGAGCAUCCGCGGAGUGGACAGUGGACUCUACCUGGGAAUGAACAGAAAAGGCGAACUGUAUGGCUCUGAGAAGCUGUCAGCAGAAUGCAUCUUCAGAGAGCAGUUUGAGGAGAACUGGUACAACACAUAUUCAUCUAACCUGUAUCGACAUGGGGAUAAAGGUUCGCCCUAUUUUGUGGCACUGAACAAAGACGGGACAUCACGGGAUGGCACUCGAUCUCGCCGCCACCAGCGGUUCACACAUUUCCUACCACGGCCAGUGGACCCCGAUAGAGUUCCAGAACUCUAUAAAGAGCUGUUAGGCCAGAGCUGAGGAGAGGGGUGGAGGGGGGGUUCCCAACCCCCCCCCACCGGACCGCCAAGACAGACCUGGCCACUGAAGUGUGCCUGCAUGCCCUAGGCUCCUUUGGUUCUGUGGAAGCUGAGGAGGCCCAACGUUGGCCGCCCCUCAGGCAGGGUUGCAGAGAGGUGGGGGAUAGGGUGCAGGGAGCAUAUCCCCCAAACACCCCAAAUCUCACCUCAACAUUCCCACCAAGAGGUACCCCUGAGAGAAGGGCGGAGGAUGGAGCCAGCACUGGAGAUUAAUGGAGCACUGUUUCCUGUUAUCACUGUUUCACCCUUGUAGGCUUGUCUGCGAGGAGGUUGGGCUGCCAUUUUGGUUUUGCUUGUUUAUUCUCUUCACUGUAAGGCAGAACCACAGAACUACAGGCAUCUUCGGAUUGGAUUUGUCCUAUGGAGCUGCUGCUGCUGCUAAAACCUUCACUGAAGAUUUCAAAGAACUGACACAGACAGUCCGACAGGCUUGUUUGUCCACAUUAAGAGGACAACAGACCGAUAGGAGAUUACUGGCUGUCCAUCCUUCCUGUACACUCUAUGGACCUCUCUUGUUUGGUACCAGUAAAUGGUGGACUCUUACUACUGACUCAUUGAAGACUUGUGAAGGAAUCCCUACUUUGUGCUUUAGUGACUUCACUCUGUAUCUGACACUGGCAUGGACAAUAAAGAGACUUAUGUUAGUUUUUAAUUUUCCUCCUGAUUUUUCUUCUUUUUUUAAUUUAUGCAUUUUGGGACAUGUAUUUAUUUUAUAUAUUUAUUUAUUAUUAAAAUAUAUUUUUACAGGCAUAAGAUAUAAGAGGAAGCAAUGAAAGAUUUAUUUUUUACCACUAUAGACAUUAUUGUGUCUUUUUAAAUCAAUGACUGAAGAAAGUAUUUUCCUAUGAGUUUCAGAUGUUGAUUUCCUGGGUUUGAGUCAAAUCACUGUUCAUUCCAUAGCUUGUCAUCAGACCUUUGUGGUUAUCCAUGUUGUUAUCUGUCACGGCACCCCAUGGAAGCCCAAGAGGCCGCCAAGCAACAUGGCGAGGCAAAAAGGGAAUUAAACUCUUCAAACGAA
Messenger RNA from Clupea harengus (Atlantic herring), 2855 nucleotides. It is a transcript of the gene fgf20a, whose product is annotated as fibroblast growth factor 20a. The record is from RefSeq and is a predicted model, not a curated record. Gene Ontology annotation, molecular function: growth factor activity. NCBI's taxonomy places the organism in Eukaryota, Metazoa, Chordata, Actinopteri, Clupeiformes, Clupeidae.